AUGUUGUCGCCCAAGGCCCCCACAACCCCAAAACCCCUGGCACACUCAUUGGCUGUGGGGGCAACAUCGACCGGUCCGGCCCCCUUCCCAAUGUUGAAACUUUGUCUGAACAAAGCCCAGGCUCCUUUGCCAAGCAAGGCGCCAAGUGCUACUGCAACUGGUAGCCGUCCUUUAGUCAAGACGCCGGUGAAGCUUGAAGCGAGUCCAUUGAACAAGCGUAAGGCUCCUGGCUCUGCUCAGGCCAAUAGAGACCACGGCAGCAAGAAGCCAAAGUUGGAGGCCAAACCAACAGUUUGGCGCCCUGAGCCCAAGGCCUCGUCAAGCAACAACAUUAUUGACCUUAUAUCAGACAACAACGGUGAGUUUAUCAGCAGUUAUCUCAAGCAACAAGAAGAGGGAAACUUUGAGACCAUUGCGUACAUGCAAUCGGGUUGGAAGGUCCAACAGCUCAAGAAACAGCUGGCCAAAGCUCACCAGAAGAUACGCAAACUCAAGCUGAAGCUUAUCGAAUACAAGCUCAACAAGAAGGUUCAAGAGCGUGUUGAGGAAGCUCUUGCUCAACGCGCGCUGGCACCAACGGCUCCUGCUGGUUCAGCGCCAAUGCAGUAUUUGCAACUUCUGGUCGCAAAGACACGCAUAGUACCAUCAACAACCUAG
Rhizoctonia solani is the source of this 657-nucleotide messenger RNA. RefSeq lists its product as uncharacterized. The record is from RefSeq and is a predicted model, not a curated record. The transcript has a single exon. NCBI's taxonomy places the organism in Eukaryota, Fungi, Basidiomycota, Agaricomycetes, Cantharellales, Ceratobasidiaceae. Bases 1 to 657 code for a protein of 218 amino acids.